AUUCUAGUUGACAAGUAGACACCACCCGACCACGGUAAAGCUACUCCUACAUUCGGGAACCAGGCUAGCAGUAAUUAUAUUUUGUUUUUGUCUGAGUGUUGGAAACUAAUUCACUAAUUUCGUUUAGGGUUGGGUAGCUAUCUGCAGCACCAUUUGCUGACACUGCAAGGUGGGGGAUUUGGCUAUUGAGAUUAGAUACUCGAGACGCAAUUGUUUGUUUUUGAGCCGAGUAACGUAAUGGACACAAAGAACCGAAGAUGAAGUGACUGUCACCCGAGGGACCAUGCUGGCCACAAAGAGACGAGAGAUGUCACCGACAUGAACGUGCAAGCGGUGCAGAAAUAAGCUGAGGGAUGACAUCGCUGGCUGUCGGCGUGGUCCUCUGCCUAACAGGCUGGAUCACUCUCUACACCCUACUGUGUAGCACCAGUGGCAGCCAUGGCUCUGAGUGGAACUGUAGGCUGGUCACACUGCUCCAUGGAAUCUUUGCAGUCUGUAUAACAGCCUACAUAGGCUAUGUGGAUGGACCUUGGCCCUUCACACAUCCUGGCACAAAGAACACUCCCCUUCAGAUCACUGCUAUGGUCAUUAGCCUGGGCUACUUCAUCUUCGAUAUGGGCUGGUGUGUUUACUUCAGCACAGAGGGCCCGGUGAUGCUGGCUCACCACACCAUGAGCAUCCUGGGUAUCUUGUUGACCCUGAGCUUGGGGGAAUCGGGCAUCGAGUCCUGCGCCGUACUCUUUGGCAGUGAGAUCACCAACCCCCUUCUGCAAGCUCGCUGGUUCCUGAGACAGUUGGGACGCUAUGAGAGCCUGACAGGGGAGGCGGUGGAUGUUCUGUUUGUAGUGCUAUUUGUGUUUAUGCGCAUAGUGGUUGGCGGAAGGAUGUUGUACUGCGAGCUCAUCUCCACACGGCCCAGGUUCAUUAUAAAGUGUGGGGGAGUUGCCAUGUAUGUGCUGUCUUGGGUGUUCAUGGUGGACAUUGGUCGUUUCGUCUACCGCAAGAGUCAAUCCAAAUACAGACGCUGGCGAGACCAACACAGAUUGGAAACAGUUAACAGACAUGAUGGAAAGACAGACUGA
This is a messenger RNA of Oncorhynchus keta (chum salmon), 1082 nucleotides long. Its product is annotated as TLC domain-containing protein 5-like. Gene Ontology annotation, cellular component: membrane. The record is from RefSeq and is a predicted model, not a curated record. The transcript has 3 exons. Lineage: Eukaryota; Metazoa; Chordata; Actinopteri; Salmoniformes; Salmonidae. The coding region runs from base 354 to 1082 and encodes 242 amino acids.